AUAUUGUUUACGGCAAUAAAUCAGUGUUUGAAAAGCAGUUUAUAAGUGAGGAUCGCCGAGUUUGUGUAUUAAUUAUAAUAAACAAACUAGAAGAGAGUUUAACCUACAGCUCAACUCGACAAGCUAGUGUUUAUAUGAUCAUCGUCAUCGCUAUCAUCAAAAUCAUAUCGAUUGUUGUUGCUGUCAAUAAAAUUCAAAAAUGUUUUUCUUCUGGAUAAUACUGCUCGCCACAAUUGCUGUUUGCUUCAAUCAGGAAAUAUGCUUCACGGAGCCUAAUGUCGAACAAAUGCCAACAGCUGUACGAGCGGAUUUAUACCGCGGCCAACAAGAGUUUACAUUUGCUAUGCUGGAUGAGAUUCAGAAAGCUACGCCUAAUGAAAACAUAUUUUUUUCACCCUACAGUACUUAUCAUGCCUUGUUGCUGGCCUAUUUCGGGGCCGUUGGUAAAACCGAAGAAGAAUUAGUCAAAGUCUUACGGUUAUCAUGGGCAAAGAAUAAGAAACACGUCAAUCUUGGUUAUCGUUUGGAAAAAACUUUGCGUUUUACACGUUCUAAAAAGAUGCCCAUAGAGUUUGCUUCAGCGGAUAAAAUUUACUUUGAUAAAAGUAUUAACUUGACACUUUGUGUAGUUGAUAACUUUAAAGACGAAUUGGAGUCUUUAAAUUUUAGAGACGAACCCGAGAAAUGUCGUCAGGACAUAAAUGCGUGGAUUGCAAAUAUUACAAGAAAUGAAAUCCCGGAGGUCCUUAGCGCUGAUGACGUGAGCAGUGACACUCAAAUGAUUUUAGCUAAUGCUGCUUAUUUUAAGGGUCAAUGGGCUAACAAAUUUGAUGCCAAAGACACAAAACCCCAAAUAUUUUAUACUACCAAAAGUCAAACCUUCGUGCCUAUGAUGCAUCGACGUGGAACUUAUAAUUUGGCAAUUGAUGAACAGAUCGGCGCAUACAUACUGCAAAUGCCUUAUUUAACUUCGGAUGACGAGAACAAAGAUUCUGACAUAUCCAUGAUGAUUGUGUUGCCACCUUUUGUUGAAAAUGGAUUAGAAAAUGUGUUAGAGAAAUUAAACGCUGAAACUUUGGAAACGGCUUUGAAAGAGAGCAUGCCUCGGGAAAUAGAUAUAACACUUCCUAAAUUUGAAUUUGAACAAAAUAUAGAAUUGAUGCCGAUACUCAAUCGGAUGGGCAUUAAUUUAAUCUUCAGUCAGAAUGCUGAGUUAAGUGGCUUUUCUGUUGAAAGCAACUUGAACUUUGGCGAUGCCAAACAUGUAGCAAAAAUUAAAGUAGAUGAAGAAGGUAGUACUGCUGCCGCUGCCACAGUACUCUUUAGCUUUCGUUCAGCUCGACCAUUAGAGCCUACAAAGUUCGAAUGCAAUCAUCCAUUCUUGUUUCUUAUUUAUGAUCACAAGUCCAAGGCCAUUCUGUUUACGGGUAUUUAUCGUGAUCCUCAAACACAAAAUCUACAGUAAUUAAACGGUAUAUUAUAUACCGUUAAAGAAGGCCGAGGCUGCAUGUGUUCUCUGACCGGCACAUAAGAUUCGGUUUAACCCGCGUACAGUUUUGUUUUCUUUUUUUUAUUUCUUCAAUUGGUACAUUACACUAUAUUACACUAUGCCAUAUGUUGCAUGCAUUUGUUAAAAUUUUCAGCAAUUCGUAUAUAUGAAAACA
Molecule: messenger RNA, 1664 nt
Organism: Glossina fuscipes
Lineage: Eukaryota; Metazoa; Arthropoda; Insecta; Diptera; Glossinidae
Product: serine protease inhibitor 88Ea
Exons: 3
Coding region: 200-1465 (421 amino acids)
Molecular function (GO): serine-type endopeptidase inhibitor activity
Source: RefSeq, a predicted model, not a curated record